Pomacea canaliculata is the source of this 2909-nucleotide messenger RNA. RefSeq lists its product as uncharacterized. The record is from RefSeq and is a predicted model, not a curated record. The coding region runs from base 448 to 1308 and encodes 286 amino acids. The transcript is spliced from 10 exons. Lineage: Eukaryota; Metazoa; Mollusca; Gastropoda; Architaenioglossa; Ampullariidae.
GAUGUUACUAUUGAGUACCAACGGCCAAAUCUCCUUGCUUUAGUGUUACUAAUUCAGAAAGAACCAAUUAUUUCUAAAAUGCUUGAGAAAUAGAAAAAAAAAUAUGUUUUUAAUAGCAUUGUUGACAAAUGUAUUGUUUUCAUUAUAAUAGAAAGCAAAAUUUUGCAGAAGAACAAACCGAUUCGUAUCGGACUGGGGGUUCAUUUUACUUGCUGUAUAUGCUGACCUGUUUAUGACUGCCUCAUUGGGCAGGCAGCAGUUCACGACAGAGCUCGCUGUUACGUGUCAGAUUUGUAUGGUUAAAUAUGUGUAUCUGAUUUUAGACAGCAUUGAUUUUAGACAGCAUUAUUACAGAAUGUAAUCUGAUGGGAGUAUUUCAAGCAAUUCACUACAUUACUAAACAGAAGGACUGCAAGUUUUAGUCGAGUGCGACCAGGAGCUAAUUCCAUGAUGUCGGCACAGGGGCAAAUAUCGGAACUCUACCUGACUAUCGGACAGCUAAAUGUACUACUGAUAUUCGUUGCCUUUAUUUCAGGUGGUGUGUGCCAAACUGUUCUAAUAACUUGUCCAAACACUUUUAAAGAUGGAGAGUGGGGAAACGUUAACUGUUCAGUUAAUAGUACAAAGGUUGCAUCGGCGUCUUCUUGUUACCCGCAGAAACUUCAAUUUGCUUUUCAAAGUGUGUCAGAAACAACAUCGAAUCCUUUAUGUGAGACCCCUUAUCCUGGAACAUGUGGCCAGGCUGGUAGAAUGAACUGCAGUUGUGUGGGAGUCGAGGCGAACAUAUAUACUUAUCAACUAAGCAUUUUGGGAAACAGAACUGCGUAUGGAGAUGGAACUCUAAUCUGCAGUAUUGACUGUCAACCGCUAACAUCAUUUGCAGCCAGCUGCACAGCCACAUAUGAAACAUCUUCAACAACAACUACAACAGAGCUAACUUCCAAUCCAGUAUCAACAUCAGCUACAAGAGAAAGUACGUCUGGUUCAACACCAUCCAUAAAUGUAACAGCUGUUCAUAAACAAGGAAAACGUACCUGCGACGAUACCUGUAUUGGCUUAGCUGCUGGAAUUCCUUCGGCCGUUGUUAUUGUUCUUAUUGCCAUAGCGUUUAUACUCACCAAGAUCGGAGUGAUCAGAUCACCAGAGAGAUGCUGUAAAGAAGCACAGAAUACUUCAAGACAAUCACAAGAAAACAAUGCGGAAACAAACACAAUGUCAAAGCAAGAAAAUCGAACAAGUAAUCAACCAGCAACUAAUGCAAAAGAGAGUAAGGUCACAGCUCCUAACAAGAACAGACCUACGAAAUGAUGAAGAGAGUUGACAAACAAGUUUUUGGAUAUUGCCAAAGAGUUACAAAACCACGUGUCAGAGUCCCCCAGCAAGAAUCAUCAGAAAAAUCUGUUAAAGCGUUUUUUUUUUUCAACUCGUAAAAAGAUUUCAAACUUCUCUUGUCAUCAUUAUAACGAUUGUGACGAAAAAUAUAAUGUGACUGUAGUUAUCGACAUUUUCAUUGACAUUAAAUAUUUAUACUAUGAUUUCAUGUAAUUUUACCUCUGUAUAACUUUUUGUGAAUCGAUUUGGCUGUAUAUUUUGUUUUCCUUGAUAACCGUUCAAAUGUUUUAAAAUAUAUAGAUUUAUAUAUAUAUAAACAGAAGGGAACAUUUGUCUACUGGGGUAUGAAGCUUACUUUUUUCUAAAAGUCUCAAGGUGUUAUAAAAUAUGAUUGAAUGAAGGACAAUUGGUCAGAUUAUACCAUUUAUUAUUUAAGAUGUCUUUAGUUUGUUUUAUAUAUAUAUGCUUUUGCUCAGUUUUAACACCAUUUAUCAGUGCGUUUCUUGAGCACAAUGUUUUGAAAUAUUGUUAUUAAUUUUUUUAUUUCUUUAUUGAUGUUUUGCUCUGUUUGGAACAAUGCUGACUGUUCUCAUUAUUAUCUACAGUAGACGUUUGAGUUGUUUCUUUUGUAGAUAUUCCAACUGUACUUUUGUAUUGCUUGAGGUAAUAGAAGCCAAGCUAUAGAUAUAUUUUGAAACAUUAUGAAUAUAGUGUUCGUGUCAAAACGUACCGUCGGUAGGUUUGUGUGUGUGUGUGUGCUUUAGUACAGAUGUUUGUAUCUUUAUCACUAUUGUAGAUCUUAUUGUUACUUUUCCAAUACUUUUAAAACAGCUCUUUAAUUUAUAACUAGCACUGCAUGUAAUUAUAUUGAACAUUGUCCAGGUAAUGACCAAAAUUUAAUCGUCACAAACAAGCACAAACUAAGCAGAUUAAACAAGAUUGCAUUAGAAAUGCUUGUUAUUAUUUUUCAUCCGGUUAACAUGGGAUGAAUGGGUCCAUUAGAUAAUUACUAAUCUGAUAUGGAGUGCCUUUAUUCCAUAAAAUUAUUAUGUGGAAUAUAAAGUUUUUCAGAAAACUGGAAAAUAUCAGUAAAUUAUCUUUUAAUUUAAUUUACAACAAUGAAUAAUGUACAUACAUUUUGAUAACAUUUUACUUUAUUAAUAUAAAAUAAUUUGAAGGAAAAAUUGUAUAUACAUUGCCGUAUUGUUUUAGUUUUACCUUUGUUAUUAUAUGCAAAAUGUAUUGUUGCAGUCUGGAGUGUUGUGAAACUAAAUUGCUUAUAACCUAUAACAUAUCGCCAGCAGCUAAAUCAUUCAGUGUGUAGUUUUAUGCAUACAAAUAAAAAAAUUUUAGCGUUGUCUUUAUAAACAAACUUAACAUUAGACACUAAAGAAGUAUGAGUAGAACUCACUAAGACAUACUGAAGGAACAGGUUUGGAACAGAUUAACAUGAGAAACUUAGUGAUUUUUUUUAAAGUAACGCACUGUAGUUUCGGAUUCCUUCUUAUUUUUGUUUUGCCAUGUUUACAAAUCUGUGAUAUUAUUGUACAAGUCAAUAAUAAAAUAUUGAGAAAUUA